Emericellopsis atlantica is the source of this 1019-nucleotide messenger RNA. RefSeq lists its product as uncharacterized. The transcript has 3 exons. The record is from RefSeq and is a predicted model, not a curated record. The coding region runs from base 211 to 972 and encodes 253 amino acids. Lineage: Eukaryota; Fungi; Ascomycota; Sordariomycetes; Hypocreales; Bionectriaceae.
CACACCGUAUCAACCCCGCAGACACAACGACAGCACACAUCACAACCACCCACACAUACCAAUAUCCGUGAUUUGGCAGUUCUUGAUCUAAUAUCCCACCGUAUGGGUGUGGGGAAGCGCUGCGAGGGAGAUCCAAACGUGUGCUGGGCAUAGACCGCCUUGUCCUGCGACGUUUAUGGGGUGGCUCGUCAGCAUCGUCGUCGGUCUCAUAUGCCUGACAAUCGCCCUCUUGCUUGCCAUCAUAACCGUCUGCUAAUGACGGAGAGUAGUCAUCAUCAUGAGACAGGCCACGUCCGGGAUAGCUUUCGGAAUCCGAAUCUGAAUCAGAACCGAGGUCGCCGUUGGACUCCAAAUCGGGACCGGAAUCGUCCUCAGGCGCAUCCCGAGACUGCGUCACUUCACCAUCCCAGGUGUUAUUGUCACGCGACUGGCAUGAGUCUGUGGAACUUGGCGUCAGCGCCUUCGCGACAGGUGGUCUCCGGCGCUCGUCGCUUCGUCUUCCGUUGCUGGGUGAUGCUGAAAUGCGUGGAGAGCGCCGCCGGACCGAGCCAAAGUCUGGCUUAUUGGGAGGCUCAGCAAGCUGAACAGCGCCAGCAUUGGCGAAGGCUGUUUCAUUUUCGCAGGCCGUGGACUCGACUGGGCCCGAUGGCGCGUGGCUCGACAGGAUGGGCAUCGGUGAGCACGAUGUGGCCGAAUCAUUCGCGGGCUUGCCUGUGGUCAAAGCGACUGGCACAAUGGCCGUCAUGUCGUCUCGAUUGCCACUGUCCUGUGAAGCAAGAGGUUGUUGGCUCUCUUUCGGAGUUCCUGGCCGUCUUCCACGUGUCGUACCGGAGCAUGGUGCAAUUUUCAACGGCCACUAUAUGCCGGCUGGCUCGUAUGUAUCAAUGUCCUCCUGGCUCCUGCACCAAGAUGAGUCUUGCUUUCCGAAACCCCGCGAGUUCGACCCAACGAGAUGGCUUGACCCGACGGUAGCCCGGCGUAUCGAGAAGGCCUUCAUACCUUUUUCUAAAGGUACUCGG